This is a messenger RNA of Helianthus annuus (common sunflower), 2307 nucleotides long. Its product is annotated as ABC transporter F family member 1. Gene Ontology annotation, molecular function: ATP binding; ATP hydrolysis activity. The record is from RefSeq and is a predicted model, not a curated record. The coding region runs from base 229 to 2037 and encodes 602 amino acids. Lineage: Eukaryota; Viridiplantae; Streptophyta; Magnoliopsida; Asterales; Asteraceae. The transcript is spliced from 6 exons.
AUGGAUACCUAGAUUGGAGUUGAGGGUACAAGUACAAACGAAGAUACGACACGUGUAAUCCGAGUCUCCAAACAUCCCAUAUAAAAAAUCGUAAACCCCCCUUUGCUCAUUCUCCUCUCAAACCCUCCUCCUAUUUCUGAGGCCUCUUCUUCCUCCUGCUCACAUCCACCACACAUCGGCCGUUAAUUCACUCCGCAACCCCCAGAUCUCUCACUUUCCGAUCUCAAGAUGGUGUCAGAUGCGAGCAAGAAGAAGGCGCUACAGAAGAAGGCGGCCGCCGCCGCCAAGAGAGGAGGUAAAGCAGCCGCCGCCGCCACUUCCGCUAAGGCGGCGGCUGUUGGUACGAUGAACGGCAGUUCCAGCUCGGAUAAUUUGUCCAAUGGGAUGGGGAAUCUUACGAUCUCUGACCGUACUUGUACUGGUGUUCUUUGUUCUCACCCCUUGUCUAGGGAUAUUAGGAUCGAGUCUUUGUCCUUAACUUUCCAUGGGCACGAUCUUCUUCUCGAUACCGAGCUGGAGCUUAACUACGGGAGACGUUAUGGUUUGCUUGGGUUGAACGGCUGUGGGAAAUCGACUCUUCUUACUUCACUCGGAUUGCGCGAACUUCCGAUCCCCGAACAAAUGGACAUAUUCCAUCUCACAAGAGAGAUCGAAGCUUCUGACAUGUCGUCGCUUGAGGCAGUGAUGAAUUGUGACGAAGAGAGGCUGAAAUUGGAAGAAGAAGCCGAACGCUUAGCUGGACAGGAUGCUGGUGGCGGUGAAGCACUUGAUCGUAUCUACGAACGUUUGGAUGCUAUGGAUGCAUCCACUGCGGAGAAACGUGCUGCUGAGAUUUUAAACGGUUUGGGUUUCAACAAACAAAUGCAAGCAAAGAAGACACGGGAUUUUUCUGGUGGUUGGAGAAUGAGAAUUGCGUUGGCGCGUGCUUUGUUUAUGAACCCAACUGUUUUGCUGCUCGAUGAACCCACAAAUCAUCUUGAUCUCGAGGCCUGUGUCUGGCUGGAAGAAACGUUAAAGAAGUUUGAGCGGAUACUCGUUGUUGUGUCGCACUCUCAAGAUUUCUUGAACGGUGUAUGCACUAACAUUAUACAUAUGCAAAGUAGGAAACUGAAGAUGUAUACCGGUAAUUUUGACCAAUACGUUCAGACCCGUUCGGAACUCGAAGAGAAUCAGAUGAAGCAAUACAAAUGGGAGCAGGACCAGAUCGCUAACAUGAAGGAGUACAUAGCCCGGUUCGGACACGGGUCUGCUAAGUUGGCUCGACAGGCUCAGAGCAAGGAGAAGACGUUAGCCAAGAUGGAACGUGGCGGUCUAACCGAAAAGGUGUCGCGCGAUAAGGUUUUGGUGUUUCGGUUCGUUGAUGUCGGCAAGCUUCCACCACCUGUUCUUCAGUUUGUUGAGGUUACCUUCGGUUACACACCCGAUACCCUCAUCUACAAGUCCAUCGACUUCGGUGUUGAUCUCGAUUCCCGUGUGGCGUUGGUGGGACCGAACGGAGCGGGUAAGAGUACGCUUCUAAAGCUGAUGACAGGGGAGUUGGUUCCUCUUGACGGCAUGGUGAAGCGUCACAACCAUUUGAAGAUCGCGCAAUACCACCAGCAUUUAGCCGAAAAGCUCGAUCUCGAAAUGUCGGCUUUGCUGUAUAUGAUACGCGAGUACCCGGGUAACGAAGAGGAAAAGAUGCGGUCAGCUAUCGGAAGGUUCGGGCUAACCGGAAAAGCCCAAGUGAUGCCGAUGAAGAACUUAUCAGACGGUCAAAAGAGCCGUGUGAUUUUCGCGUGGUUAGCUUUCCGACAACCACAAAUGCUGCUUUUGGACGAGCCGACUAACCAUCUGGAUAUUGAAACGAUUGACUCGUUAGCGGAGGCUUUGAACGAGUGGGACGGUGGUAUGGUGCUGGUGAGUCAUGACUUUAGGUUGAUUAACCAGGUGGCGAAGGAGAUAUGGGUGUGUGAGAAUCAAACGAUAACGCGAUGGGAAGGUGACAUCAUGGGAUUCAAAGAGCACUUGAGGAGUAAGUCUGGUCUAUACGAUUAGAUCAUAGUGUCCGCAUAAAAGGUGUGUUCUUAUGGACCGGCAUGCUGUCGUGGGACUAUGAGAUAAUAGGAUGUGGAAUUUUAGGGGAUCUUGAACUUUUUUCAUCCUUUUUCGGACACCUGUUUUUAAUUUUUAGUUGCACUAUAUUUUGAAUUUUGUUUUGCCAACAAAGAACAUAUCAUAUGCCUUCGGCUUUCGUACUUAUAUUGCUACAAUUUUAUUGAAGAGUGUAAUACGUACUUCUAUGUUUAUUUGAAUUUUGUUUGUUUA